This is a messenger RNA of Arctia plantaginis, 333 nucleotides long. Lineage: Eukaryota; Metazoa; Arthropoda; Insecta; Lepidoptera; Erebidae. The record is from the annotation of a GenBank genome assembly.
AUGAAAGUGUCUGUGCUAUUAAUUUUGUUUGCCACCGUGUAUUGUGUAGCGAGUGUCCGAUCAUCGCGAUUCUCGAGACCAAACUGGUUCCCAGCAACUGGGUUUACAUCUCUAUUUGUUAAUGAAAAUUGUAACUGCGAGAUUUUUGAUAAACACUUUGGUGAGGGAUGGCUGAAUUGGCUACCAGAAGCUAUGAUUCAGGCAGAAAGAAGUUUCAACGGAACAGAUACAGGUGAUACCACAACAGAACGAGGACCAGGAGUAAGUUUCGAUGGAGAUUCUUGUCCGACAGGCCGUACGAGAGUGGGUCCCAACUGUUUAGACGUGGAUUAA